Messenger RNA from Carya illinoinensis, 1505 nucleotides. Its product is annotated as cysteine synthase-like. The record is from RefSeq and is a predicted model, not a curated record. NCBI's taxonomy places the organism in Eukaryota, Viridiplantae, Streptophyta, Magnoliopsida, Fagales, Juglandaceae. Gene Ontology annotation, molecular function: cysteine synthase activity. The coding region runs from base 336 to 1316 and encodes 326 amino acids. Gene Ontology annotation, cellular component: cytoplasm. The transcript has 11 exons.
AAAGAUUAUAAAUUUACCGAAUAUUAUGGAUUUCGCCUCCGGAGCAAUCCCUAUGCAUAGACUUUUAUGUCAAAUCAUAAAUGUCCCUAUCUCCGUUUUUAUUUGUUUACUUGCUAUUCCGGAUUAUUCUUUUCUGCCUACCCAUCUCUUAUACGAAUUUUAGGCAUUAACUGUAAUCUUAUUGGGCAGCUGGCGAUUCCUUUCGAUAUAAAUCUUCAGUCUUGGAUUGAUCAGUUUGUCUCUCCGGCAGUUGAUAGUGAGCUGUAUUGUAUAUUUGAGGCUUUGGCUUUGGUUUUUCUCCCCCUUAUGAUUUGCAGUUUCAUUCAAAAGACAACAUGGAGGACAAGUGUGUAAUCAAAAAGGAUGUUACUGAAUUGAUUGGAAAUACCCCAAUGGUAUAUCUCAACCAUAUUGUAGAUGGCUGUGUAGCUCGUAUUGCCGCCAAACUUGAGUUGAUGGAACCCUGUUCUAGUGUUAAAGACAGGCAUAUCAUGAUUGCGUAUAGCAUGAUUACAGAUGCAGAGGAUAAGGGUUUGAUUACUCCGGGAAAGACCGUCCUCAUUGAGGCUACUAGUGGUAACACUGGCAUUGGGUUGGCAUUCAUCGCCGCCGUCAGGGGUUACAAACUUAUACUUGCCAUGCCGGCUUCAAUGAGUCUUGAGAGAAGAAUUGUGCCCCUAGCUUUUGGAGCAGAGUUGUACCUUACAGAUCCUGCCAAGGGUGUUAAUGGGCUUUUUGAGAAGGCCAAUGAGCUACUCAGUCAAAUACCCAAUAGUUAUCUGCUUCAGCAAUUUGAAAAUCCUGCUAACCCAAAGAUCCAUUAUGAAACCACUGGCCCGGAGAUAUGGAGGGAUUCGGGAGGGAAAGUUGAUGCCCUGGUUGCAGGGAUAGGGACUGGGGGUACGGUAGCUGGUGCAGGGAGUUUCCUCAAGGAGAAAAACACCAAGAUCAAGGUUUAUGGGGUAGAACCAGUUGAAAGCGCAGUCUUGAAUGGAGGAAAGCCUGGCAAGCAUCUUAUCCAAGGAAUUGGUGCUGGUAUUGUGCCUGUUGUUCUGGACCUCAACCUGCUUGAUGAAGUUAUUCAAGUAUCAAGUGAGGAAGCUAUCGAAACUGCCAAGCUACUUGCCUUGAAAGAAGGAUUGCUGGUGGGGAUUUCAUCUGGUGCUGCAGCGGCUGCUGCAAUAAAGUUGGCAAGGAGGCCAGAAAAUGCUGGAAAACUCUUUGUUGUGGUUUUUCCCAGCUGUGGAGAGCGUUAUCUGUCUUCUGAGCUCUUUGAUUCCAUCAGGCAGAAGGCAGAAAAUAUGACUUUUGAGUGAGGUGUUCAUGAAUAUCACAAACUGCCCAUGUCCUUUGCAUCUUCUGGAUGCCAUAAAUAAUGAGAGAUGUAGAUUGUUUGCAGUAUUUGCACCUGUUUCUCGUUUCCCCGUCUGUAACAAUGUAACACUUUGUCUCGACACAUUCAUCUGUGUUCCAUUUAUUUAAAUCUGACUCUUAAAAUUAUGUCA